UUCUUGGGUCGGAGUGUUAGAACGAAGUGUUGCUCUCAACAGCCACAAAGUUUACAACUGUAACAAAAUGUCAGGAAGCAAAAUAAUAAAUGUGAGAGUGCGCGACGUGAGAUUCCCGACUUCACUAGAACAACAUGGAUCGGAUGCAAUGCACACCGAUCCAGAUUACUCUGUGGCGUAUGUUGUUCUUGAGACGGACACUGAACUGAAGGGUUAUGGCUUGACUUUUACUGUGGGAAGAGGGACGGAAAUCGUCGUAUGUGCAGUUAAAGCCUUAUCUACGUUGGUGUUGGGGAAGAGUUUGGAGGAGAUCACCGGUGACUUCAGAGGCUUCUACAGACUCCUGAGCAGUGAUGGACAGAUGAGAUGGAUUGGACCAGAAAAAGGAGUAAUUCAGCUGGCGACGGCAGCCAUUCUGAACGCCGUCUGGGAUUUAUGGGCACGAGUGGAGGGAAAGCCCUUGUGGAAGCUGCUUGCUGACAUGGAUCCUGUGAAGUUGAUCAGCUGUAUUGAUUUCCGAUAUAUCACUGAUGCGCUGACAGAGCGGGAAGCUUUAGAUAUUUUGGUAAAAGCCAAAACGGGAAAGAAAACUAGAGAGGAGCAGAUGUUAAGGGAAGGCUAUCCUGCUUACACCACUUCAUGUGCUUGGCUGGGCUACACUGACCAGCAACUUACCCAGCUCUGCUCUGAAGCUCUUGCCCAAGGAUGGACUAAAUUUAAAGUGAAGGUUGGGGCCGAUUUGCAGGAUGACAUCCGUAGAUGCAGCCUUAUCCGAAAGUUGAUUGGACCAGACAACACCCUGAUGAUUGAUGCCAACCAGCGGUGGGAUGUUAACGAAGCGGUUAAUUGGGUAACCAAGCUGGCAGAGUUUCACCCUCUGUGGAUUGAGGAGCCCACGUGUCCAGAUGAUAUUCUAGGUCAUGCUUCCAUCUCAAAGGCACUUGCACCCUUUGGUAUUGGAGUGGCCUCUGGAGAGCAGUGCCAUAACCGAGUGAUGUUCAAGCAGUUUCUCCAGGCCUCGGCUCUACAGUUUGUUCAGAUUGACAGCUGUAGGGUGGGCAGUGUCAAUGAAAACCUGGCCAUCAUACUCAUGGCUGCUAAGUUUAAUGUUCCCGUGUGUCCUCAUGCCGGGGGUGUGGGACUGUGUGAGCUUGUUCAACACCUCAUUCUGUUUGACUACAUUUCUGUGUCUGCUAGUUUAAGCAAUAGGAUGUGUGAGUAUGUGGAUCAUCUGCACGAACACUUCAGAAGCCCCACCAUCAUCAGAAACGCCCACUACAUACCACCAGUGGAUCCUGGAUUCUCUUGUGAAAUGCUGGAAGAAUCCGUGCAAAAGCAUCAGUUUCCCGAGGGAGAGGUUUGGAGAGAUAUUGAGAAGCAAUAAGCAUCAACACAU
This is a messenger RNA of Rhinichthys klamathensis goyatoka, 1396 nucleotides long. RefSeq names its product enolase superfamily member 1 (gene enosf1). The record is from RefSeq and is a predicted model, not a curated record. The coding region runs from base 68 to 1384 and encodes 438 amino acids. The transcript has 15 exons. Lineage: Eukaryota; Metazoa; Chordata; Actinopteri; Cypriniformes; Leuciscidae. Gene Ontology annotation, molecular function: magnesium ion binding; L-fuconate dehydratase activity. Gene Ontology annotation, biological process: carbohydrate catabolic process; amino acid catabolic process.